AUGGACCAUCGACUUACGAUGCAUAACGAAACCAGGGUGGACUCCUACCUCAACGAUUUGGUUGGAGAUCGCUUCGUUGUGUGUUUCACUACCUUGGUCGUCACCCUGCUCCUUUCUCGCAUCUUGGCCAAGCCCGUCAUCAACCUCCCGGAGUUGAACCCCAAGAAGCCCAAGGAGAUUCUCAUUCAAGGCCGAGAGCGCUUCCACAACAAGCUGUACAAAGCGUACUGUGACUGGGGUGAGGUCAUUGUUGUUUCUCCUGAGCACAUUGAAGAGCUCAGAAGUGACAUGCGAUUGAGUUUCAUGGUUCCAGCAAACGAUGAUACUCACGGCUAUAUCCCUGGUUUUGACCCUUUCCAACUGGAUGAGCGUCUCGCUAAGCUUGUGACGAAGCACUUGACCAAAGCACUGACAAAACUUACCGCGCCAAUUUCCAAAGAGGCUGCUUUUGCCCUUCGCUCGAUCUUGACAGACUCAUCCGCGUGGCAUGAGAUGAACCCGAAAGAAGAUCUAGUCCGCCUCGUUUCCCAGAUGUCGACGAGGAUCUUCCUAGGAGAAGAAUUUUGCAGGAACGAAGCCUGGAUCAAUGCAUCAGGAGACUAUACUCUCGCUGCAUUUGAAGCAACUGACCCCGUCAGAAUGUGGCCUCGUCUUCUCCGCCCGGUUGUUCAUUGGUUCAUGCCAAUCUGUUGGGACCUCCGACUCAAACUAGCAGAUGCCCGCCAGACUCUCGAGCCCUACAUGGCAAGCCGCAACGCGAUUAAGGCCGCCGCUCUGGCCAAAGGCGAGCCAUGCCCAUUUGACGACCUCGUUGAGUGGUGGGAAAGCGAAUACGGUCCCUCAAACAACCACGUCAUCAACCAACUGACCCUCACGAUUGUGGCGAUUCAUACGACCAGUGAUCUUCUCCAGCAGACGAUGAUUGAUAUUGCAAAGAACCCGGAACUCUUUGCGCCACUCCGAGAAGAAGUCGUCCAAGUCUUGGGCUCGCAAGGUCUCAAGAAGACUGCGCUGUAUAACCUCAAACUGAUGGAUAGUGUGUUCAAAGAGUCGCAGCGGCUCAAACCUGUCUUGCUCGGAAUUUGGCGGCGGCAGGCUCUUGCAGAUGUCGAGCUUUCGGACGGUUACGUUAUCAAGAAGGGCCAGAAAGUCAUCGGGGAUAGUACUCACAUGUGGAGUUCGGAUUACUAUACCGAUGCCCAGAAGUUUGACGGGUAUCGUUUCAUGAGGCUGCGCGAAGCUACGGGGGGCGAAGAUUCGGACAGCAAAACGGCGCACCUGGUAAGCACGAGCUCGAAGCAUCUUGGUUUUGGACAUGGACUGCAUUCCUGCCCUGGACGCUUUUUUGCAGCCAACGAGGUCAAGAUUGCGCUCUGUCACCUUCUCCUCAAGUAUGAUUGGAAGCUGUCUGAGGAUGCCAAACCAGACUCCAAUUGGACUGUAUUUGGCAUGACUAUCAUUCCAGAUCCCAGCAUCAAGCUUAUGGUGAGGAGACGGCAGGAGGAGAUUGACAUUGACUCUUUGGAGUCUUCGGAAUAA
Molecule: messenger RNA, 1539 nt
Organism: Colletotrichum higginsianum IMI 349063
Lineage: Eukaryota; Fungi; Ascomycota; Sordariomycetes; Glomerellales; Glomerellaceae
Product: Trichothecene C-8 hydroxylase
Exons: 6
Coding region: 1-1539 (512 amino acids)
Molecular function (GO): heme binding; iron ion binding; oxidoreductase activity, acting on paired donors, with incorporation or reduction of molecular oxygen
Source: RefSeq, a predicted model, not a curated record